AUGGCAUUGAACCUAGAGGAGCAGGAGAGUCAGAUCGUGGCUCCGCUACAUUCUCCCCCCCCAGAGCAAAUGUAUCUGGACGAGGCAUUUCCGGGCGGUGCAGAUGGCUAUCAUAAUGGAGGCGGUGAACAAGACUUCGAUUCUGAUGACGAACAAAUAGAUGACACUGAUGCUGAGGCGGAUGAAAUGGAUUUGGAUCCACAACCAAUUCCCCAGCAAGACAGCAAUGAAUCUUCCGUCAACGAAACUCAAUUUGUAGACAUUGAGAAAGAUACUCAAGCAACACGUCAUCAAGAGGAGUCUGUUGAAAAGGAUACGCAAAAUGCCGAUUUUAGUUAUCGAUCCUUUGUUGAAGAGACACAAUAUGUAGGUAUUGAGAUAGAUACACAAGCUACAGAAGAUACCCCUCGUUUUCCAGGUUCAGAUCCAUCAUUUCAGAGACAAGAUAUCCUUGAAAAUGAUAAACCAUCCACUAAAGCCAUCCAUCAUACCGAUAUGUCGCCACCCAAAUUCAUAUUAAAACCCAAAAUCCCAGAAGAAGCUCCUUUCAAAUUUGGUAUUCCAGCACAUACGAGAAGGAAUCGGGUGCCGACAGUUCAGAAUCUAUCCACAUCAAAGGUUGCAUCUCAACCGGAGACAACCUUAUUACCCGGAGCCACUCUCAUGCCCGAUUCUCGCAGCGAACCUUCAACACAAAUCUUACAGUCUACACAAAAGGCACUUUUUAGAGAUCAUGAAACUGCUGUUACUCAUUCUGUUUCCGAUAAAUGUGCUGCUGUACCUGUCAUGUCAGUUAUUGAGAAGGAAGCAAUCCGUCCUGCUGAAAACAUGGAGUUGGUCGAGCAGGUAUCCGAUGGCCGCAAUUUACCCUUACUAAGUUCGGUUUGCCCUCCGAGAGACACCCUUUCCACGACGUGCAACAGUUCUAGACACCCACAAAUGCCUCAUCAUGCUAGCUCAUCUGCAAAGACUCAGGUGCCAGAGAGAGAAGCUAUCCAGAACAAUUCGGCAACUUUUCCACUUCAAAUAACUACUAAAUGUUCCGCGGAUCCAUCGCUCCAGACGAAAGAAGGUAUGGCAGCCCCUGAUAAUAUCUUCUCGCAGUCUGCAAGUGGCAUUGGUUCAUCAAAGGAUGAGAACACUUUCGAUAAACCAAAUAAAUUGUCGGUACUAGGAACUUCUCACAAUCAUCAAUCUAAACCAGCCCGGCCACCUUUAACUCUGCAAAACACUGUUACGCCGCCACAUGCUUCACAACGUCCCAAGAUGAGACAAAAGUCAUCAAAUCACAGAUUGAAUCGUGUCAGUGUGAAGACCAAAUUCAAUGUUCACAACAUGAUCAAGAAAGCUCCAUUUCCAGAAGCAUCUUCGGAUGAACCAAAAUUGCAAGUAAAUCGGAAUGUGGCAAUUAAUACUCAAGUACCAGCGCUACAAUCGAGGACACAACCGCAACAUUCAGAAUCUCGAUCAACCGAAGAAGAAUGGCCAACUCGGAUUGAAGCAGCUGCGGAAUCAGAGUCCAGGAGAUUACCUGUCAGCAUCAAUCCGGUGCAAAGCGCUCAGCGAGGAUCGACAAUCCAGCCAAUUAGAAGUGAUAUAUCAGUUUCGCACUCUCGGGUUCAAGAAUCCAAUGCUACUAUGGGAGAUCCGACUAUGAAGUCUGCGCUAUAUGAGGAGAAUCAGCCACUAGAAGACUUUAGACGACCUCAUCAGUCUAUUCCAAUCUCCGAAUUCCAACCAAGCCAUUCUGUUGCACAUACUGGCUAUCAUGCGUCAAUGCAUCCACAGCCUUCCCGCUCCGUGUCACAAGCAAACAUAUCUCGACCUCACUCACGACAAGAUUCAUCUCGACCCCAGGCGACGACGGGAAAUCAGGCCGGACAUCAGAUUCAGCGAAGAGUCAUGAAUAGACCAGUUAAAUCACUUGAUCUUGAACCUCAAGGUAUAUCUGAGGUGUCACCCAGCCAUAUUGGUCGGACCAAAGUCGCUAAAUCAACAGUUGUGAUAUCUCAAGAUCAAAGUUAUCAAAUUGGAGACCAUAUCAGCAGCCGACCAGAGAAACCUGCACUAGAUUUUGAUUCUCUGUAUCACGUUGUUAUGGAGUGCCAAAGACAACAGGGAAUUAUCCAAAGUCAGGUGAACUCUAUUUCUGAUCUCAAUACCAAGCUGCAAGAUGCUGAAGCCCAAUUGCGAGACACACGUGUAAUCAAUGAAAAAUUGGAGGCGAAGAAGGAUGAAUUGUCAAAGAGAGUCGAGAGAUUAAAUGAUCUAUCCAAUAGAUACAGACAACAUAUCAAUGAAGUUGUCAUUUGCCAGAAGUCCCUCAGACAAGAUUCACAAGAGAUGAAGAAAUCGAUGGGAAAUUUAAAAUUGGUUUCCACAGAAGAAUCUGAGGAAAUAAAAGCUCAGAUUAGCAGGAUCACGGAGCUAUCGGAGCAAAUCAAGCAAAUUCGAAGAGACAAAACCCAACAGGAGAAGUUGAUGGAUGCCGAGUUCAAAGCUUUGGGUGAAAAGAUUGUUGAACUUCAGCGUGAAAAUGAUCGUCUCAAGGCUGUCAAUGAUUCAAAUAUGGUGGAGGUUCGAAAAGACAAAACUCAACAGGACUUGAAUGCCAAAUUCAAAGCUUUGGGUGAAAAGAUUGUUGAACUUCAGCGUGAAAAUGCUCGUCUCAAGGCUCUUGAUGAUUCAAAUAUGGUGGAACUCCAACAAGAACGUUUACGCAUCGAGGAACUUCAAAAACAAAUCAGUCAUAGUGACCUUGGUCGUCACAAAGAAUUGAUGGAGAUUCUCCAAAAGCCUCAAGUCGACACCCUUGGAGAACUUACUAAAGAGGAUGGGAUACUUACCAAAGUUUUGAGUUCCAGUGAAGGAGUUCAAGGGAAGUUUAACGAAAUUUCGAAGACGAUUACAAGUUCUCUAAAUCAGUCAUCGGAGUGGCAACAAACUCUGAUUAAAAUUCUCGAAGACUUUUACACUCGAAUUCAGACGAAGCUUGAAGACAAUGGCAGUAAGGACACCAAUUUCCAGGAGUCGACCGUCAAGCUCUUUGAUGAUCUUAGAGAAUAUCUUGAUCAAAUCAAUGGUGAUCUGAAUGAAAAUAUCAAACUCAGUGAGCAGCUCAAUGUGCUCCGAGAUAGCAAUGCUAGUUUGAAAGCAAAUUUGAACUCUAAGGACGCAGUUUUGGAGCACCAUAUCGCCCGGAUGUAUGAGUUAACCCGAGAGCUCGCAGACGUUCGUUUACAGUUAAUAAAUAAAGCUGAGCAGCUGGAAAUCUCAAAUGCGCAACCAAGAGAGGAUCCAGAACUCAAGAAGAAGGUCGAUGACUUGGUCACGGAGACAUCCAGAUUACAAAAACUACUCCUCACUGCAAACGAUGAUAAGAGUCAAGCUGAGAAUAAUGUUCAAAUUCACCAUGCAACAAUUACUUCUACUCGAAAUCAAUUACGCGAAACAGAGGAUAAAUUGCGAAACGCCAAUUCUACUAUUGAAAAAAUGGAAGGAAAUAAUCAAAAGCUCCAAAUUGAGUGUAGAUCAGCCAUGGAGAUGGUUCGGCAGGAAACUACGCAGCUCGCCUUGUGUCAAAGAAAGGAUCUAGUCGCCCAACAUGACUCCUUAGUCAAUGAUCUUACGCAUAAGCAAACGGAAACCGAGAAAAAGCUACAUGUAGCGAUUGAAAAAUCAAAGAAAUCUCAAUGGGCCAUUGAUGAGCAUGCGAAGACGAUCAACAGACUUAAGUCAGAGAUGACUACUUACAAAGACCAGGUAUUACAGCAAAAGCUUCAACUUCAAAGCUUGGAAGAAAGUUCCAUUUCCGCUCCCCAACUUCAAAAAUAUAAACAGGAACACAAACAAGAGAUAUUAUCAAUUCGCAAAGAGCAAGAAAAUCAACGUGCAUCGUCAAACGCUUGUCGAGACGAGUGUCUUAGGAUUAAAGGUGAAAUCGAGGGUGCUAAGAAACGCCUUCGUGAUAUGAAUGAAACAAAUGAGCUUCUGAUGACAGAGAAUGAUCGGUUACGAAAGCUUUUAGAGGAUACCAGCACAGUGACUGAGGAGGUUUUUGGCGUUCCCAGCCGUGUUGAUGAUGCUCGGCCAUCUUCACGUAGGCCUGCUGAGCGAAAAUCUAACAAUUUCCACAAUCAAGCCCACGAUAAACUCGUAGGAGGGAACCAUUCGGAAUUCAAGAAUGAUGCAGUACUUGCAUCUUCUUCAUCGCGAACCAUGUCAUCUACUUCACAGACCUCAUCUUCACGAGCGUAUGGCGACAACAGCGGCAGAAAUUGGACUCCGAUCAAACCCUCCACCAACACCGCUUCUCUGGAGACAAGUCCUCUCACCGAUUUGGAAGAUAUCAUGCCAAAUGUGGAAUCCGCGCAUAGUCGUGAGGAACUGCAGCGAGUAUACAACAAGAAUCGCCUAGUAUCGAAUGAUAAGAUUGCACAAGUGGAUAGCGUUCGAUCCAAGUACUAUCCUCGUGGAGAACAGACCAUUGGCACUCCGAAGUCCAAGGUUAACAAAGUUGUGAUUGCUGUUGAGGAAGAAUCAAUUAAUACACCAAGUCAAGCACCCGGGCCCAUCCCCUCCCUUGCAGAAGAAAAUAUUCAACGCCGAAUGAACAAGCCAACCAAAUCCGCUUUGAAGAAGACUGAUCAUCAGGACUCUUUUGUUAUUCCAGAUGGCCCACAAGGUCAAGCUUACAAUCCAAUUUUUAAAAAACCAGCGCCAAGAAACAAUCGUGGGCUCGACACUGGCCUUCAUGCAACUCGGGGGACUGGCGCGAGCAGUUACAAUCGCAUCGCAAGUUCAACUCCAAAGAUUUCUAACUCGAGAGUACCAGAGCCUCGGUAUGAGCCAACACCAGAGAUCAAGCGCAACGCCAUUAAAAGAGCGAGGUCAAAUUCAUCCCUCGCCGCUGAGAACCUACAACCCGCCAAGCCUGCGAAAGCACCCAGAGUGUCUCGCCGCCAACCAUCCAACAAGACAAUGAUUCCAGACUCCCAAGAUCGAUUGUAA
Sclerotinia sclerotiorum 1980 UF-70 is the source of this 5010-nucleotide messenger RNA. RefSeq lists its product as hypothetical. Lineage: Eukaryota; Fungi; Ascomycota; Leotiomycetes; Helotiales; Sclerotiniaceae. The transcript has 3 exons. Bases 1 to 5010 code for a protein of 1669 amino acids. The record is from RefSeq and is a predicted model, not a curated record.